Messenger RNA from Papaver somniferum (opium poppy), 744 nucleotides. RefSeq lists its product as uncharacterized. NCBI's taxonomy places the organism in Eukaryota, Viridiplantae, Streptophyta, Magnoliopsida, Ranunculales, Papaveraceae. The transcript is spliced from 2 exons. The record is from RefSeq and is a predicted model, not a curated record. Bases 1 to 744 code for a protein of 247 amino acids.
AUGACAUGGUCUCAUACUCGUAUAAAAAUACCAAGAAAUCGUGAAGCCGGAGAUAUACUUCUCUGGAAUGACUACUUUUCUGACAACCCCACCUACCCAGCUAACAUAUUUCGUAGGAGAUUCAGAAUGCGGCGAGAAUUGUUCAACCGAAUAUUGGCAGAUGUGGUGUCUAGAAAUCCUUAUUUUGCUCAAAAAAGAGAUGCUUGUGGCAUUCUUGGAUUAUCCCCUCAUCAGAAAGUAACUGCAGCAAUCCGAAUGUUAGCUUAUGGAUGUGCAGCAGAUGCAAUAGAUGAGUAUUUACGCAUUGGAGAAACCACCGUUUUAGAAGCAACCCGUCGGUUUUGCAAGACGAUUGUGAUACACCGAAAAAAUAAAUUUUCAUCGAUGCAAGAGGGAGCACGGAAAGAUGUAGAGCGUGGAUUUGGUGUACUGCAACAACAAUUUGCCAUUGUCAAACAACCUGCACGAAUGUGGAACCCGGAUGUGCUUGCCUAUAUAAUGAAAACGGUUAUUAUUUUACAUAAUAUGAUAGUGGAGGAUGAGCGUCUUCCCGGUGAUUGGCCACAUGAAUAUGACUCACGUAGCAGGUCGGCACCGGUGAAUAUAUCGAGGGUAGGUACUGAGGAACUUUCCAGAAUGAGAGCUGCACAUCGGCGUCAUGCUAUACACAAUAAAGAAACACAUUUUCGCUUGCGUCAAGAUUUAAUCGAACACAUAUGGUCAAAUUUUGGAGAUAAUUAUUAA